This is a messenger RNA of Pristis pectinata (smalltooth sawfish), 2769 nucleotides long. It is a transcript of the gene timm50, whose product is annotated as translocase of inner mitochondrial membrane 50 homolog (S. cerevisiae). NCBI's taxonomy places the organism in Eukaryota, Metazoa, Chordata, Chondrichthyes, Rhinopristiformes, Pristidae. The coding region runs from base 33 to 1247 and encodes 404 amino acids. Gene Ontology annotation, molecular function: phosphoprotein phosphatase activity. The record is from RefSeq and is a predicted model, not a curated record. The transcript is spliced from 10 exons.
CCGAGAGAGGGAGGUGGGCGGGAUCGUUGCCCAUGAUGGCGGUGUCACUCAGCUGCAUGUGUCGCCGGUCGGUGCGGCAUCUCUGCGGGAAAAUCCUGCGGGAUCGGCCCGGGACCGCCCGCAAAAAACCGGCGCUGCAAAGUUAUGAGGUAACGUGCCACCCGUGGCCGGCGUGCCGGCCGCUGUCGACGGAGAAAGGCGGCGGGCCGGGGACCGGCGGUCUGGCUCAGGCCAUCCUGCAGGAGAAGCUGCAGCAGCAGCAGCAGCGGGAGCGGGGCAAGGAGGAGGCGGGCGGCGGCGGCGGCGGCGGCAGCAGCGGCGGCGAUGCCGGCACCGAGCAGGAGCAGAAACAGAAGCAAAACGCGGCCUACGCCAAGAGAAUGGUGCUGAGGCUGGCGGGGCUGCUGGGCGCCGGCAGCGCCCUCGGGGUGGUCUACGUCUUCGGUAGUAAUUCAAUGGAUGAAGCUGGAAAUAAGAUUCCGGAUGAAUUUGAUAAUGAUCCUCCUGUAGUACAGCAGUUACGAAGAACGUAUCGCUACUUCAAAGAUUACAGACAGAUGAUAAUUGAGCCCACCAGUCAGAAGCUGCUGCCAGACCCCCUUAAAGAGCCAUAUUACCAGCCACCGUAUACUGUUGUGUUAGAACUAACAGAUGUGUUACUGCACCCAGAAUGGUCGUUAGUCACAGGCUGGCGGUUUAAGAAGAGGCCAGGUAUAGACUACCUUUUCCAGCAAUUGGCUCCACUGUAUGAAAUUGUUAUCUUCACCACAGAAACAGGAAUGACAGCAUAUCCACUCAUUGACAGUGUGGAUCCACAUGGAUUCAUCAUGUACCGUUUGUUCAGGGAUGCAACACGCUAUAUGGAAGGCCACCAUGUGAAGGAUGUGUCUUGCCUGAACAGGGAUCCUUCCAAAGUUAUUAUUGUAGAUUGUAAAAAAGAAGCUUUCCGUCUCCAGCCUUUCAACGGCAUUGCACUAAAGAAAUGGGAUGGAAAUUCUGAUGACCGAACCCUAUAUGAACUUGCAGCAUUCCUGAAAACAAUUGCAAUGAGUGGAGUUGAAGAUAUCAGAUCUGUACUGGAGAACUAUGCUCUCGAAGAUGAUCCAAUUGAAGCAUUUAAAAAAAGGCAAGAACUUCUAGCACAGGAAGAAAAACAGCGAAUAUCUGAGCUAUCACAGCAGAAGUCAUCUACUCUCUCCCUUGGAUCCUUGACAAGCAGACUAUGGCAUCGGUCCAAACCACAGUAACACAAGCCUAAUUUCCAGGCCCACCCUCUUGUCUUAGGGAGUUACCUAGAGAAGCCUGGCACAUCGCUCCAAGCUGGAGUGAUCAAUGGCGUCUUCACCCUGGGUUGUGCAUAUAGUGAAAGCUAUUACCAGAUGCGGUCCAGUUAAUUUCAUACUAUCCAAUGCCUUUAGUUGGCAGGGUUAGAUAUGAAAGAUAGCACAGAGAUGGAACACUGAUAAUUAUUUUCCAUUACAUGCCUUGAUAUUGGCUACCAUUUUGGAUGUACCAACGUAAUUUGAAUGCAAUGGAAAAGUCAGAUUUAAUCUUAUGUCAUUGCUUUGUUUCACAUUUUAGUUAAGUGAAGAAAUAAUCAUUCUUUUUUCCCCCAAGUUUCAGUUUUUUUUUUAACAUGCCAACAGUUAAAUCGUGGUAAAGUUACUCUGGGAUUGGGAACAGGGAAAUCCGAUUGUCUUAUCAUUGUGACUGUACUCUACCAAGUAUUAAAUCUGCACACGGGUUUUUAGACUGUGCCUACAAAAUGGCAUCCACCAAAAUUUAUUUUUUCUUUUGCUUUUUGUACAAUCAAUACAGGUUUGUGUCUCGAGCAUUCUGUGAAUGAUGUGCAUAUGAAACAGAGUGUGGUCAGUGAAAUGUUUAAUAAAAUUAUGAAAGCAAAAAUGGGGAAUUUAAAUUCCACAUAAAUUUCACUGUAGUCACAACAACGCUAACAUGUCUAUGUGGUACCUGUCCUAUACUCAUAGCAGCAGUGUGGCUUUGAACAGUCCUAAUCUUGUUGUGUUGAACAAUUUUAUUGCGCGUACUGCCUAAGUUUGUUUAUACUGAACAAUGUUUAGCAUGUGCUGCAUAGAGUAAGUGAAAUCUGUUUAAGGAAUUUUCUGUGUUUUGUUUUGGACAUAAGUUUAAAGGAAUAUUCCACCUUGUGCCCACCCCACCUCCCCUCUUUUGUCCAUCUUUCACUGCUCUGUUUUCUCCCCCUAUAUAUUGGGCUUCCUCUUUUCCUAUCUUCAGUCCUGAAGAAGGCUCCUGACCCGAAAUGUUGACUGUCUGCUUUUCUCCAUGGAUGCUGCCUGGCCUGCUGAGUUCCUCCAGCAUCAUAGUGUUUUUCAUCUAGAUUCCAGGAUCUGCAGUCCUUUUGUUCCUUUAAAGGAAUAUUCUUAAUUUCAUCGAUCCCUUGCAAACUGUUCAGCUUGAAAUUCCCUUCUUACCCCUAUUCAGAAUUCUGAAUAUCACAUACCUGUGAUUAUCAGUAAGGAAAGCAAGACAGCCACUUAAGUUUCUGAUGGGAUUGUUGAUUGAGUCAUAGAGAGAUCCAGCACAGAAACGAGCCCUUUGGCCGACUGGGUUCGUGCUGAUCAUCAACUGCUACGCUAAUCCUGCAUUAAUCGACAUGCACUUUGAAUAAAAAGUGCUUGUUUGAAGAAACAAACAAAACAAUUUGGAGUAAGUAGAAGGAAGCAAAAUUUGCCUUGCUAUUUUUAAUAUUUUUAAACAUUAAAAGAAAUUUGUUUCCUCUGAUCAGAU